GGGCAGACGUAAACAGAGGCCGUCAUGAGCAGGAGGCUCUGUCGGCUUCUGGAAAAAUCGCGGGCGUUGGGGGAGACUCGGCCUUUCCUCUCUUAGACAGCAACUGCAACUUUGCAAGCAUGAUUAUUGAGAUUUUGUUCUGUUUUCUGCGGCCUAGAUGUAUAUGCCCUUGCCUUUCGUGGUCAGUGAUAGGCAGUGACAACGCGAAGUGGAAGAACUGAAACGUUGAUAAGAGAUGAGAGAGAGAAGUUGUCAUGCAGACAAAGAGAAGUUGUCAUGCAGAAAAAGCGAAGUUGUCAUGCAGAAAAUAAUCUAAGUCAUUGCUACUUGAUUGGCUUAUUCUCCAUACACGCAAUUAGGUCUUCCCAGAAUUAGGGUAUUGCGGGUUAUCGAGUCAAUGGCCGUGAAAUUGGGUAUAGCUUUAUAGAUGCCCAGGGAUUGAAUUUAUGGCGGUUUUGUUCACCAUAAGCCAGCGUUAAUGAAUGUGUGGGUGAUAAUUGUUAAGCGAAGAUAGAUAUAGAAUUUUAAUGAGGGCUCAUAUCACGUCCAUGCGAAUAGAAUGAUACUAUAACCACGUUGCAUUAUUCGCAGUACCAAGGGUGUAUGUUGCGACUCCCACGAGAGCAAGUGAUGUAGUAUCAUGUUGAGGCUCUUACAGAGGCCAGAAAAGAUGGAUUCCAUAUGUUCAGAUAAGAUAAAGAUUUUGCCAAUUUGUAUUUGAUAUUGAAAUAACCCAGAAGUCCAUUAAUUAAGUCUUGUUUAAAACUUCCAUCUAUCUAUAGUAUGAGUAUCAAUAUGCUCAUGUUAAUGCACUAGGAUCAUGGGAUUGUAAUGCUUAAACGCGAAAUUUUUAAUUAGCAUUGAUAGACGCAGUUUUGAGCUAAGAAUACUCUUGGACAUUCCCUCACAUGUAGUAAAGUGUUAUUGGUCUUUGCAGGAGUGCCAACAGGUUUGCUGGCCACAGCACUUGAAGAUAUAGCAAAGUUGCUACAAAUUUCACCAUUGGCUUCCACACUAUAAAACUACCAUAAUUGGAUCAAAGGCAUAACAAAGUACAGUUGUCACUGCAGCUAAAUUACAUGAAUGAAAGUAAAGAGGCUGAUCUAACUAUGAAAACAGAAUAAUGUAAUUCCAAUAUUCAUAACGUGCUCUUGCUUUAAAAUAAAAAUUAAAAUCCUUCUGUAUUUCUCUUUGAGACUUACCAUAAGUCCAAAGAAAAUUAUAUCAAAUAUGCAUGGGAUAACCAUUCCAUUUUGGAGUUAUAUAUAUAUUUUUUUUAUAGGAAUAUGUUAAGGGGCCAUCCAUCAUCCGAAUGGAUCCCCGAAGUCUAAUGAAACAUGUCUUAUACUUGAAAAUGAUUAUCAGUGCAACUAUCUGUGAUGGUUGGCUGUAAGACUGCUAUGAUCAACACAUGUAAUAAAUGUAUUUGCUGCGACAUGCAAAAUGAGUGUGUGCACAACCCAGAUCACCUAUUCCACCACAAACUCUGUGCCUGUCGCAGUGCAGGAGGGCCUUUUAAUAAGACAGGUUCUGGGAGAGCAGGAGUUUUACGAAUGUGUGGUGUGUCACAGUUCUAUGUCUGGCAUUGUGCCAGCAAAGUCGCAUCUGGAAGGGUCCCGUCACCUCAAGGCCCUACGGAACCGGGCCUAUACUUCAGUCCUCACAUCAUGCGCCAACCUGAAUAGUUCCCAAGAUAGCCCUGGCCUGAGCCGUUCAUUCCAGGACCUAUCUUUUGCGGAAGCUACAUUCGGUUGCUCUGAUAACUAUGAUGAAAUUGCAGCUGCCAUGAAACGAGGAAUCAUAUCAGAGAAGAGUGUGAACAAGACAACAUUCUUUGAGUGCAACGUGUGCAACGUCAUGUGCACUGGGACAGCCAGCAUCUCGGAACACCUGCAAGGAGAGCAACAUAACAAGAAGCUUAGGCGGCAGGAACAUCCAGAAGAGAAAGAGUGCAGGGUUGUUGACAUUCCUGACAGUAAAUAUGGAAAGGUGAUAUCAGAUGAGGAGCUAAUAGAACGAAGAAUCUUCAAUGGGGCUCUGCACUACCACUGCAGACUCUGCAAUAGUUCUUGCACAGGAGAGGAGAACCUGAACCAACACUUGACUGGUAGACAACAUCUGAAAGCAAGAAGGAACCGAAACUUCGGAGACCCAGCUGCAGCUUUUCAGACCAACAGUCCUGCAAGCAGGCAAACAACAGCUCCCUUUGCACCAGUACAGACAAAUAUCCAAGACCAGUUAACAUAUGACAGACUAAUGGCAGAGAGAGCAGUUGAUGGCUACUACUGCGAUGUUUGCAAUAUCUCGUGCACAGGGAAAGAAAACUUUGACCAACAUGAAAGAGGAAAGCAACACCAGAAAGCAUUAAAUAGAAGGGCAAUAAGUAGAGGUGGGAUAUCUGCAACACCCACCUCAUCCAGAGUUAAUGUUAGUCCGUAUAGGCUGGUUCCCCCCCAAGUGGGGCAGAAUCCCUCUCUCCCAGUUGCUGCUCCCGAGUGUGUACCACCUGUGAGGACUGGGGAGAACAAAUCAAAAGACCGAGUGGAACUGGCAAUGGAGAAUGGAUAUAUAAUUAAGACAGACGUUGGUUACUUCUGCCUGGUAUGUGAGAUAACCUGCUCUGGGGUUGUACCUGUGACAGACCACCUUGCAGGGGACACACACCACAGGAAUCUGCAGGACCAAAUCAGUCUGCAGAAGAGUAUGAUUGCACCAGACAAGAGUUGUCCUGCUCCUGGCACAAGCAGCACUAUACAGGAAAGUCGCAGCCAUAACAUCAAGAGCCUAUACCAGCCCCCAGCACCCCCUCGAGUCCAGCCCCCCUACACUCGAAGCAUGUCUAGACCUGCCUCAUAUCUGCUCGACAGUCUGCAGGAUAUUAAGGUGUAUCCUGCCAGUGAGCCUCUAGAUGAUCUCUUUGAUUGAGUUCAGUAUAUGUGAUAUACUUAUGAAAGGUCUCUACACAUAGAUGGCUCUGCCUUACCUGAUUUCCCCUUUCCUUGAAUUGGAGGGAAAAUGUAUUUUUUGCUAGUGCUAUGAAUAUCGAUGGUGUUAUUUUUAUUAUAAACAUUAUAAUUACU
Molecule: messenger RNA, 3080 nt
Organism: Penaeus chinensis
Lineage: Eukaryota; Metazoa; Arthropoda; Malacostraca; Decapoda; Penaeidae
Product: zinc finger matrin-type protein 3-like
Exons: 11
Coding region: 1444-2925 (493 amino acids)
Cellular component (GO): precatalytic spliceosome
Molecular function (GO): single-stranded RNA binding; zinc ion binding; double-stranded RNA binding
Source: RefSeq, a predicted model, not a curated record